UGGUAGUACAGGUAAUAUGACGUCAUGUAUUUCUCGAGAGUCGAAAGGGGAAGGAAUUUGAGGAGAGAAUUCUCCUGGCAACAGUGGCGGCAAGCGGUAAGAUAGUUGGCAAAGAUGGAAACAUGGCGGGGGUACUCACUAAUUGUGGUGUAUCCCGAAAUGAUUGUCUAGUUUCUCUUUUGGUUAUAGGACCAGCAGAAUUAUGUCACAAAGUUUCUGAAGGAUUACAUGAAAGUGCAAAAGAAAGGAAGUGGCGUAUUGUUGUACAUCAGUGUGAACUUGUUGAUAAAAUCAUAGAAUCGAGCUUAAGUCUUGGUAUAGAUUUCAUUAUUUUUGUUUUUGACUGGAGAACUACUCAAUCUUUAUCCGAAGUAGAAAGAAAUAUAAGUCUCAUAGAUGAACAUUAUAUCAUUUCUGGAGCUGUAUGCCUUGUAAAUUGUAGAGGAAUUUCAAAUAUUAUGGGAUUGACUUCCCACAAAUCAGCAAAAAUACGAGAAAAAUACAAUAUUCGAUUUUUAUCUGCUAAUGUUUUUAAACCACAAAUUUGUGUUCAAUUAAGUAAUAGAAUACUAAAUUUAGUGGAAGCUAUAUUGGGCAUAACAAGUGGAAUUCCUACUAUUGGUCUGAUGAUAUAAAAUUUUGUAAAACUUGUUCUUAUAUUAUUAAUAUUAAAAUGAAGAAAACAAAUAGUAAAAAUCAAGCAUAUGCUUCUAGUCAAGAAGACAGUGAAAAUGAUAGUGAUGAAACUGAAUGCAGUAUUGGCAGCAAUUCGACUGCUGGUACCCAUCGCAGUGAUACACCUACCCGCAGCGCUCGUUAUAGAAGAAAAGGUCGGCGUAGAAGUAAAACAGCAAAA
Molecule: messenger RNA, 856 nt
Organism: Bombus pascuorum
Lineage: Eukaryota; Metazoa; Arthropoda; Insecta; Hymenoptera; Apidae
Exons: 4
Coding region: 123-635 (170 amino acids)
Source: RefSeq, a predicted model, not a curated record